This is a messenger RNA of Paracoccidioides lutzii Pb01, 744 nucleotides long. RefSeq lists its product as hypothetical. Gene Ontology annotation, molecular function: xanthine transmembrane transporter activity. Gene Ontology annotation, cellular component: fungal-type vacuole. Bases 1 to 744 code for a protein of 247 amino acids. The transcript has 5 exons. The record is from RefSeq and is a predicted model, not a curated record. Gene Ontology annotation, biological process: xanthine transport.
AUGGAUCCGAAAAGCAGGAGAUCGUUUGGAGAUGGAUUGCGCAGGGUGGUCAAGAAAUUUACGACCCGAAAGUGGUUUAUCGGCGAAUAUAACUAUGCCUGCUUAUUCACGCCGAACCUCCCAUUGAUGAAAUCACGACAGCAGUCUGCGCCCUUUUUCGGCCUGGAUGAUAGGAUGCCGGUGGUACUGGCGCUGAUUCUGGGUUUGCAGCAUGCGCUUGCGAUGUUGGCGAGGAGCGGUAAAAGUAUGUUCGAAGGAAGGAAAAAAAUCAAGAAUAAGAAGAAGGAGAAGAAGAAGAAGAAGAAGAAGAAUACUUGCGGGCCUGUGCACGAUAACGCCCAUGCGGGGUAUUGCAGCUGCAUCUUCCUGGUGGUGAUGGGGAUAUUGUCGAAGUUCGCUGCAGCGUUGGUUACGAUUCCUUCCGCAGUGUUGGGGGGGAUGACGACGUUUUUGUUUUACGAGUGUUGUCGUGUCUGGGAUGCGGAUUAUUGCUACGAUUCGGUUUACGAGGAGGAAUCCGUUUAUAUUGACGGCGGCGUUGUCGUUGGGAAUGGGGGCGACACUUUUGGUGAUGACGACUGGGUUUGCGGUUGCGGCGUUUAUCGCGAUGGUUUAGAAUCUGGUGUUGAAGGAAGAAGAGAAGAGGAGGAGGAAAAAGAAGAGGAGGAAGUAGAGGGAGUAGAAGAGAGCCAGGGGAAGGAUAAUGAGGCGGAGGAUCAGGAGGCGGUGGUUAAGGGGGAUUGA